CCGGCGGGGCGGGGCAGGAGCGGCUCGGCGCGGCCCGGCCCGGCUCGGCGCGGCCCGGCCCGGCGCUCCCGCCGCAGCAUGCGGCCGGUGGGGCUCUGCGCCGCCGCGCUGGGCUCGCUGGGGCUGCUGCGGCUGCUGGGCGCGCCCUGGCCAUGGAGCCUGGCGGCCGCGCUAGGGCUCUGCCUGGGCUCCGGCGGCUGGCGGCUGCUGCGGCUGCUGUGCCGGACGGCGCCGCGGGACAUCUUCGGCCUCUCCGUGCUGUUACGCGUCAAGUACAAGCUGCGACGGCAUCAAAAAGCCAAAAGCACCGUCCCCAAGAUGUUCCAGGCCGUCGUCCGCCGCCACCCUGACAAAGUGGCCCUGAUUUACGAAGCCACCGGUGAGCAGUGGACCUUCCGGAGGCUGGACGAGUAUUCCAACGCCGUGGCCAACUACUUCCACCAGCAGGGCUACCAGCCGGGAGACGUCAUUGCCAUCUUCAUGGAGAGCCGCCCCGAGUUCGUCGGGCUUUGGCUGGGGAUGGCAAAAAUCGGCGUCGAGGCGGCUCUCAUCAACUUCAACCUGCGCGCCGAUUCUCUGCUUUAUUGCGUGACGACGUCGGGCGCCAAGGCCAUGAUCUUCGGGGGGGAGCUGACUCCAGCAAUAGCCGAGGUGAAUGGGAUGCUGGGCAAGAACAUGGCAAAAUUCUGCUCCGGUGACUACAACCCGGGCGUCGUUCCCGCAGAGACCAGACACCUCGAUCCGCUGCUGAGCAGCGCGUCGAAAUCGCCCCCGACACAGAUUCUGGACAAAGGUUUAGAUGAUCGGCUCUUCUACAUCUACACAUCGGGAACCACCGGGAUGCCCAAAGCCGCCAUAGUGGUGCACAGCAGGUAUUACCGUAUCGCUGCCUUCGGUUACUACGCCUACAGGAUGUGCCCCGAGGACGUUCUCUACAACUGCCUCCCCCUCUACCACUCGGCGGGUAACAUCAUGGGAGUGGGGCAGUGUUUGAUCCAUGGCCUGACGGUGGUGAUCAGGAAGAAGUUCUCGGCCAGCCGCUUCUGGGAUGACUGCGCCAAAUACAGAUGCACGAUUAUUCAGUAUAUCGAAAUCUGCAGGUACCUCCUGAACCAGCCGGUCCGAGAGUCAGAAACCCAGCACUGUGUGCGGCUGGCGGUGGGCAACGGCCUGAGACCCACCAUCUGGGAGGAGUUCACAAAGCGCUUCCGAAUUAAGCAGAUCGGGGAAUUCUACGGUGCCACCGAGUGUAACUGCAGCAUCGCCAACCUGGAUGGAAAGGUCGGUGCCUGUGGCUUCAACAGUCGGAUUUUGCCCAACGUUUAUCCCAUCCGUUUGGUGAAGGUGAAUGAGGACACAAUGGAGCUGAUCCGGGAUGCCAAUGGGCUCUGCAUCCCCUGUCGCCCCGGAGAGCCGGGAUUACUGGUCGGUCAGAUCAAUCAGCAGGAUCCCCUGCGCCGCUUCGAUGGCUACGUCAGCGAGAGCGCCACCAACAAGAAGAUCGCUUACAACGUCCUGCGGAAAGGGGACCAGGCGUACCUGUCUGGAGACGUGCUGGUGAUGGAUGAGCUGGGCUACAUGUACUUCAGAGACCGCAGCGGGGACACCUUCCGCUGGCGAGGGGAGAACGUCUCCACCACAGAGGUGGAAGGAACGUUGAGUCACAUCCUGAACCAGACGGACGUGGCGGUGUACGGGGUGGAAGUGCCAGGGGUGGAGGGCAAAGCCGGGAUGGCGGCGAUCGCAGAUCCCAAGGCUAAAGUGAACCCCAACAUGCUGUACCAGGAGCUGCAGAAGGUGUUGCCUUCCUACGCCCGGCCCGUCUUUCUCCGGCUCCUGCCCCAGGUUGACACCACAGGUACCUUUAAGAUCCAGAAAACGCGCCUGCAGCGGGAAGGCUUCGACCCGCAGCAGACCUCCGACGCCCUCUAUUUCUUGGAUCUGAAGCUGGGGAGAUACGUCCCGUUGGACGAGCACCUUCACCAGCGGAUUUCCUCUGGGAAAGCGGCUUUGUGACCUGGCCUGGCUGCGGGGCCCACGCUGGCGACCCCGAGGACCCCCCUCCCGAGCACAUUGAUGCCCCUUAACCCGCCCUUACACCUCUAGAGAGUAUUUUUUGUAACUGCCACCGGCUCGGGACAGGGGGCACCAGGGCCAUAUUUAUUUACCGGGCUACCGGUGCCCCGUGAGGGCUUCUCCCCACUCCCUCUCCAGCCUUAACCCCCCCCUUAGAUGAGUUUUUUGUAACCGUAGGUCGCGUUCUAUCCAGCCGCGACCGUGCUCUUAGGGCUGUGAGGACAUUAAAACACCAAGUGACUGC
Molecule: messenger RNA, 2320 nt
Organism: Falco peregrinus (peregrine falcon)
Lineage: Eukaryota; Metazoa; Chordata; Aves; Falconiformes; Falconidae
Gene: SLC27A1
Product: solute carrier family 27 member 1
Biological process (GO): negative regulation of phospholipid biosynthetic process; medium-chain fatty acid transport; cardiolipin biosynthetic process
Cellular component (GO): plasma membrane; mitochondrial inner membrane
Molecular function (GO): long-chain fatty acid-CoA ligase activity; fatty acid transmembrane transporter activity; long-chain fatty acid transmembrane transporter activity
Source: RefSeq, a predicted model, not a curated record